Molecule: messenger RNA, 822 nt
Organism: Naegleria lovaniensis
Lineage: Eukaryota; Heterolobosea; Eutetramitea; Acrasida; Naegleriidae
Exons: 4
Coding region: 1-822 (273 amino acids)
Biological process (GO): protein polyglutamylation; cilium assembly
Cellular component (GO): ciliary basal body
Source: RefSeq, a predicted model, not a curated record
AUGUCGAUCAUCAAGCCCAUUGGAGAUCCAAAAAUUUUAGACAAGAAACCUCCUCAAAGUGUCUCAUACAAAGAUGUUAAAUCUUCCAUUGACACUGGAAUGGUAAAAAGAAAAUCCGAUGAAAAUGACAGUAAAUUAUUUAAAAAAGUGGAAAAUUUCAAAAGAAUCAAAUCUACAGAGUUAAUGAAAUUAAUUUUGCUCAAAAUGAACAUUAAUAAGGAAGAUCAUGAGGAUCAAGAAAAGCUAAUCUCAGAUUCGCCAAAACAUUCCGUAUAUUCAUCUCAAGCAUUCAGUUGUAUUUCCGAGGCAAAAACUGCUGUUCAUCAAACGGAUCCAAUUCUGAUAAGAUCAAGAUUACGAGAAGAUGUUUCAGAUGCUGAUAAUUUAGUACUUGUCCUGGACGUGAGGGAUCCAGAUGAUUUUGCAAAGUGUCAUUUACAAACCGCAUAUAGUUACCCAGCAGCGACUGUGAACAGGACGGUGAAUCCUUUCACAUUUGAAAUGCUGUCGUUUAAAAACCAUCCUCAAAAGAAAAUAGUAGUGUACGAUAGAGAUGAAAAAAUAGCUUGCCCUGUUGCCAACUUGUUAUUUGAAAAGGGCUUUGAUAACAUUGUAGUACUGACGGGAGGGCUACAAGAGUUUUUCCAAAAGCAUCCAAACUUAAUAGUUGGAGAAGUGCCAAAGGAUUGGAUACCAGCUCAACCAAAAAAGAAGCGUUUGCAAUCAGCUUCCUCUGUUUCCAGUAAAUCGACGCAGAGCAAGCCAGCAGUCUCAAAAAAGCCUCCCACCACAGCCAUAAACACUCCCAAAGUAUGGAAAUAG